GGGGGGGGGGGGGUCGGGGGGGCUGAGAAUCUCUACAAUGAAAUCCAUCACCGGGCCACCGAGUCUUUGUGCUCUGCCGUAGCGGGGCGACCCGCGCCGCCGCGUUACCGUCCCGACCCGCUCAGAGAUGGGACCGCGAAUUCGUCAAGUGAUUCGUGCGUGAACGUUUCGUUUCGAUGACGCGCGGAGGUUCGACUCCUUACGACUCGAUUUAAUCCGCGAUGCGCGAGUACAAGGUGGUGGUCCUGGGCAGCGGUGGGGUCGGGAAAUCCGCCCUCACCGUGCAGUUCGUCACCGGGACUUUCAUCGAGAAGUACGACCCCACCAUAGAGGAUUUCUACCGCAAGGAGAUCGAGGUGGACUCCUCGCCCUCCGUGCUGGAGAUCCUCGACACCGCCGGUACCGAGCAGUUCGCCUCCAUGCGGGACCUUUACAUCAAAAACGGCCAAGGAUUCAUCCUGGUCUACAGCCUGGUCAACCAGCAGAGCUUCCAGGACAUCAAGCCCAUGAGGGAUCAGAUCAUCAGAGUGAAAAGGUACGAGAAGGUCCCCGUCAUCCUGGUGGGGAACAAGGUGGACUUGGAAAGCGAGAGGGAGGUGUCGUCCAGCGAGGGGCAGGCCCUGGCCGAGGAGUGGGGGUGCCCCUUCAUGGAGACCUCGGCCAAGAGCAAAACCAUGGUGGACGAACUGUUCGCCGAGAUCGUCCGGCAGAUGGACUACGCCGCCCAGCCGGACAAGGACGACCCUUGCUGCUCCUCUUGCAAUAUACAAUAGCGCCGGGGGGGGGGGGGGGGGGGGUUUGAACUCCUGCGGAGCGUCAAAUCUGCGGCGACAGGUUUGUUGAUAAAAGAGACAAAUGUGAGCGACGGAUACACGUGGAAUGCCAGGAAUCUGCCUGCAGGAGAAAUUGACAAAUGAAAAAAAAAAAAAAAAAAAAGGACCGUGCCCUCGCCUUAUGUUACUCUCUCUGUUGUUUGGGUUUGUCUUUGUCCUUUUGAGUCGGGG
Messenger RNA from Pungitius pungitius (ninespine stickleback), 1004 nucleotides. RefSeq names its product ras-related protein Rap-2a. The coding region runs from base 222 to 773 and encodes 183 amino acids. The transcript is spliced from 2 exons. Gene Ontology annotation, molecular function: GTPase activity; GTP binding; GDP binding. Gene Ontology annotation, cellular component: plasma membrane. Lineage: Eukaryota; Metazoa; Chordata; Actinopteri; Perciformes; Gasterosteidae. Gene Ontology annotation, biological process: Rap protein signal transduction; negative regulation of cell migration. The record is from RefSeq and is a predicted model, not a curated record.